AUGAGUGACGGUUACGGUGGUUACCAACCUUACUAUCGUGGCUCUUAUGGGAAAGGCCGAGGAUCAUACAGAGGAAGUAAUUCGCGUGGCCGGGGGUAUAGUUCUUAUAAUGGUGGUAGAGGUAGUUCUUAUGAUUCAAAUGAUGGGAGUUAUUAUAAAUACAAUAGCAACAAGGGAUACCGUGGUGGAUAUAGCAAUGGCGGAAGCUACAGGGGCAGUAGUAGUGGUCAAGGAAUUAGCAAACCGUACAGAGGGUAUGAUGCUAAUUCUAAUCAAUACUAUAAUCCAAACAACAAUUACAAAAGUGUCAAUAAUGAUCCUAAUAUGAGCAAUAAUUUCGGCGAUAGUUUACCAAGCAGACUUUCAAAAUCUCCAGCCCCUAUAAAGAACUAUGAUGCUGGCAGUUUGUCAUUGCCAGAGAAGCUUGGAUCAUCAUUAAAUACUAGUGGACCGCCUGGAUCGACAGGCUCAUCUGGGACGACAUUAUCAAAUGUCACAGUGAAGACAUCAAAGGAUAAAAUGAAUUUAGAUAGCUCCAGGAUCUGGGCAAAGUUGUUGAAAAUUUCUGAUAUAGAUGUGACCACUGGUGUUAAAGGAAUCGAUGUCCCUAAGCCGAAAUAUAAAGAGAAGGCAUUCAUUGAUAAAUUUAAAAAAGAUCUUGAUGAAUUAGAUGAAAUCAACAAGAAAAUGGACGAGGCGUUCUUGGCAAGGAUCACGAAGGAAUGGGCGGUUGAAAAUUUGGGAAGAUUUGAAAGAAAUGGUAAACUUCUAAGCCAGUUAAGAGAUGAUGGAUUGGAAAAAAUUGUGGCUAGUGAAGGAUUGUUUAGCGAGUUCGGUUAA
Saccharomycopsis crataegensis is the source of this 840-nucleotide messenger RNA. RefSeq lists its product as uncharacterized. The transcript has a single exon. NCBI's taxonomy places the organism in Eukaryota, Fungi, Ascomycota, Saccharomycetes, Ascoideales, Saccharomycopsidaceae. The coding region runs from base 1 to 840 and encodes 279 amino acids. The record is from RefSeq and is a predicted model, not a curated record.